AUGGCACGCUUACCCUCAGAAGAGCCACUCGAGCUCCCCAGAAUCCAGUUCGAAUUUGCGGCGGAACGUUCAGACAGCUUGAAGAGGGACCUCGGCCUCAUGAGUUCUCGCCGACAUGAGGUCAGGAAUGCUUUCAAGAAGAGUUGGCAGUCUUAUGUGAGACAUGCCUGGGGAUACGAUGAGCUGCAACCAUUAUCACUGAGAGGAAGGAAUCGGUAUAACGGAUGGGGCGCUACGCUGGUCGAUUCUCUCGAUACGCUGUGGCUGAUGGGCCUACACGACGACUUCAAUGAUGCUGUUCAGUAUGUGGGCGCUAUCGAUUGGAACAACUCUACGGACCCAAGAUGUAACCUUCUUGAGACGAACAUUCGCUAUCUCGGAGGCCUGCUAUCUGCAUACGAUUUGAGCGACGAGCCAGUACUUCUCAACAAGGCUAUUGAGCUGGCGAACAUGCUCUACGCCGCCUUUGAUACCCCGAAUCGAUUCCCGCCUUAUACGUUCAACUUUGCGGACCUCAGAGCCGGAAAGGUCCUACCAGAUCCUUAUCAGAGCGCUGCAUCGAUAGGCAGUCUGUCACUAGAAUUCACAAGAUUGGCUCAAAUCACGGGAGAGCACAAGUUCUACGACGCAAUCGAACGUAUCAAGACGGCUUUCGACCAGAUCCAGAAUGAGACAUUGCUACCAGGACUGUGGCCCAACUUCAUCAAUGUUCGUGAUGAUUUCCAGACCCCGAACAACAUUUUCCGUCUAGGCGGAGAUGGAGAUUCGCUUUACGAGUAUCUGCCGAAGAUGCACGUUCUUCUCGGCGGUCUCGACCCGGCUUAUGAGAGGAUGUACAGAAGCGCUGCGAAGGCGGCCAAGGCUCAGCUCUUGUUCCGCCCGAUGACGCCCAGGAUGGACGAUGUUCUCUUGCUUGGAACCGCCAUUGUGAACGAGAAGCUCCUGAAGAUCGACCAAAUCGCCGAACUCGAACACCUUUCCUGCUUUGCUGGCGGAAUGUUUGCCAUGGCUGGCAAGCUUUUCGAGAGCCCGGAAGACGUCGAGGUUGGCGAUAGGCUGACCAGGGGCUGUGUGUGGGCUUACAGGUCUUUCAAGAGUGGUAUCAUGCCCGAGAAGUCACAGAUCGUCAAGUGCGACACGAUUGAAGGAUGCCCAUGGGAUGAACAAAAGUGGGCGGCCCAGAGCAGCCGUCAUUCUCCUAGGGGUUUCUCGAGGAUCGACAAUCCCCGCUACAAUCUGCGCCCCGAGGCCAUCGAAAGCCUCUUCAUUCUUUACAGAGUGACUGGACGAGAGAAUCUGUUGGACAUGGCAUGGGAUAUGUUCCAGGCCAUCCAGAAAGCGACAGCGACCGACGACGCUCACGCUGUUGUGGCUGACGUCACUUACUCGCAAUCACGACAAGAGGACAGUAUGGAGAGUUUCUUCUUUGCUGAAACCCUGAAGUACUUCUACCUCAUCUUUUCGGAUCCCGAGAUGAUCAACUUGGAUGAAUGGGUGUUCAACACACAGGCUCAUCCUCUCAAGCGACCUACGGCGUCUUGGAGCGAAGCCUGA
Messenger RNA from Colletotrichum chrysophilum, 1554 nucleotides. RefSeq lists its product as uncharacterized. The record is from RefSeq and is a predicted model, not a curated record. The coding region runs from base 1 to 1554 and encodes 517 amino acids. Gene Ontology annotation, molecular function: mannosyl-oligosaccharide 1,2-alpha-mannosidase activity; calcium ion binding. Gene Ontology annotation, biological process: carbohydrate metabolic process; N-glycan processing. The transcript has a single exon. Gene Ontology annotation, cellular component: Golgi membrane; endoplasmic reticulum. Lineage: Eukaryota; Fungi; Ascomycota; Sordariomycetes; Glomerellales; Glomerellaceae.